AUUCGAAUUAGGUCCUCAAGUCCAAGUACUUCGACAAGACGAUUGAAAUUCCACCGCCUAAUUUCACCACACCACCCAAGAUGUCGAAACGAAAAGAUAUAUCGAAACAUUCAGACCGAGCCGGAAAUGGCGACGCAUCUGGAGACAGCGACGAAGAUUUCGACAUGUUAGAUGUGGAUUUCGAGUGGUUUGAUCCGCAGCCUGCAGUUGAUUUCCACGGCCUCAAAUCGCUCCUCCGACAACUAUUCGACGCCGACAGUCAGCUCUUCGAGCUGUCCGCUUUGGUCGACCUGAUCCUCAGCCAGCCGACGUUAGGGUCAACCGUGAAGGUGGAUGGGAAUGAAUCAGACCCAUUCGCUUUUCUGAGCGUCAUAAAUCUUCGCCAGCAUGCGUCGAAUCCCGCUGUGCAAACCCUCAUCCAAUAUAUACUCACAAAAGCGGCAUCGCAACCCUCACUAUCGGCCUUGAAGAGCUUACUCGACCCCUCCUCAUCCGCCGAAGUCGGUCUGAUACUUACGGAGCGAUUCAUCAACAUGCCCCACGAAAUCGUCCCACCGAUGUACACCAUGCUCCAAGAAGAGAUCACCUGGGCUAUCGAAGACAAGGAGCCAUACCGAUUUACCCACUACCUCGUUUUCUCCAAGACAUACAUUGAGGUCGCGUCCAAACUCGACGCGGACGACUCUCGACCCGCCAAGAAAAAGAAGGGGCCAAAGGGCGCAAACAGCUCCGGCGGCGGGGUGUUCUACUUCCAUCCAGAAGAUGAGGUGUUGCAGAAGCACGCGAUUGGGUCCGGGUGGUUUGACUAUUCGAAGGCUGAUGACGAGGGCGCGUCGGAUUCGAAACGCGCGUUUCAGGAGAUGGGCGUGAAGCCCAGCGGGCAUUUGAUACUCCUUGAAGCGGACAAGUUUGAACCCGCGGUGAAGGCGAUGGGCGAGUAUCUAAGUCCACAGGCCUAAUAGAUGGCGGUAAAGCUUGGUUUGGUACGGCAUUUGGCGCUUGCUUGCCGCCUGUAUAUAAGGUAUGAUGGCGUUGCAACCUUUUGCAAUCGCCGACUUGGGAGAGCCGCGGCAGAUAUCUCGUGUUACCCACACGCGACCAAUGCAGUUGUUGGUCAAUACGGAUAUCGAGGAAUACCUCAAGAAUUAUUAUGACCGUACAGGUAUCGUCUGGUGUAUUACUGUCACGAUUCGAUCGUCUAAUAUGGCUACCUAAUAGUGAAUCAUAGCUACGUCAUAGCAGAAUUCCAUAUAGGAUGUUCAAAGAACUCAUA
Molecule: messenger RNA, 1273 nt
Organism: Eremomyces bilateralis CBS 781.70
Lineage: Eukaryota; Fungi; Ascomycota; Dothideomycetes; Eremomycetales; Eremomycetaceae
Product: protein bcp1
Exons: 3
Coding region: 81-959 (292 amino acids)
Cellular component (GO): nucleus
Source: RefSeq, a predicted model, not a curated record